Messenger RNA from Salmo salar (Atlantic salmon), 3428 nucleotides. Its product is annotated as coenzyme Q-binding protein COQ10 homolog A, mitochondrial. Gene Ontology annotation, cellular component: mitochondrion. Gene Ontology annotation, biological process: cellular respiration. The record is from RefSeq and is a predicted model, not a curated record. Gene Ontology annotation, molecular function: ubiquinone binding. Lineage: Eukaryota; Metazoa; Chordata; Actinopteri; Salmoniformes; Salmonidae.
AGGUCUAUGAGUCUCGAACUUGGUUAACACAAAAUGUAAUUGCGAAUUUACUACGUGAAGCUUAUUUGAUCGAACAUAAGUUUCGUAAUGUUUAGGUUUUUACGAAGUACCGAUAUAAAAGUGGACGCGCAUGGCAUUCCGGCAAUGUUAUAUGAGAGUUGUGUUUCUUGUUCACGCGCGUAUGUUCCCACCUGCUUGCGGACAUGUAUUUCCAUUGUUAGAGGGGUCAAUCGACUAUCUUGUCAAUAUAAUAGAUACUACUUGCCACCAGUUGAGCUGGACGUAUAAAGUAAUAAAAAAGGAGGAAGAAGAUGGCAGUUAUGGCAGUUCAUUCGAUUGAGGCUAGAAAGCGAUAAAUGACAUUUCUGAAAUGUUAGUUAGGUAGCUAACGUUAACUGGUGGCUACCUGGCUAGCUACCGUUAGCUAGCAAACAUUGUCCUGUUACAAACUACUUGUUUAACUAGCUAGACAUUUUACGUUUUUGAACUAACGUUACUAAUUAUACGUACAUGUGUAUAGCAUUAGCUAGACAUUUGACAUUAUUGAACUAACGUUACUAAUUACACGUAAAUGUGUAUAGCAUCAGCCAGUUAGCUUUCUAGUAGCGACCAUCCUAUAGCUCCCAUAGCUUGGCUGUGUAGCAUGAGCUAGCUAGGUUAGAUUGUUGUUGCCAGUCAUCACUCUCUUAUAAAAUAACAAAUGGCUGGGUUGGCGACUGUGACCACCCUUCGAUUGCCUAUAGGCAUACGGACAUUCAGUGAGUUGCGAGAUGUCUCUACAUUUGGCAAAAACCGGUUGAAUACAGUGUUGGGGCCAAGAAUACGGCUUCAACAGCCAAUCAGAUAUGUGACAUCUUGUGGCAUCCUUAUGACCAGGACCCCCAGGAUUCUUAUCCAUUUGGACAGGAGGACAACUAUCAUUCCCCCUAGCAGAACCUUCCUUAGUCUGGCCAACAAGAGGAAACAGUAUUCAGAACGAAGAAUCAUUGGUUACUCGAUGCAGGAGAUGUAUGAUGUGGUGGCCAACGUGGACGAUUAUAAGCACUUUGUUCCGUGGUGUAAGAAAUCUCAGUUCAUCAUGCAGAGAGCCAGCCAUGCUAAAGCCAAACUAGAAGUGGGUUUCCCCCCUAUAGUCGAGAGAUACACCUCCAUGAUCACCAAUGUGCGCCCUCAUCUAGUCAAGGCUGUAUGCACAGAUGGUAAACUGUUCAACCACUUGGAGACAAUAUGGCGUUUCAGCCCUGGAAUACCUGGUUAUCCCAGAACCUGUACUGUUGAUUUCUCUAUAUCUUUUGAGUUUCGCUCUUUGCUACACUCGCAGUUAGCGACAGUCUUCUUUGAUGAAGUCGUGAAGCAAAUGGUUGUUGCCUUCGAGCGCCGAGCUUGCACCAAGUUCGGCCCAGAGACUAAAAUACCCAGAGAACUCAUGUUCCAUGAGGUGAACCAAACGUGAGCCUCCAUGUGCUUGUACAUAUCUGGGAGAUUACACGUCUUCCCCACUUUCAACCCAUUGCGUUUUGUGGAUGACCAUUAGAUGACUGUUGUUGGACACGGUUGAAGUGGGGAAUGGAUCUCCAGCUUGUCUGCUUGAACAACACAGCCACCACUUGCAUGUGAAAAGAGCAUCAUUUCAGACUGGACCGUCCUCCGUAUGUACUGGAUUCUUAGGCCAUUCUCCUAUUUAUUGCCAUUUUGCUGCAGAGCCUGAUAUUUACUGAAGCAAAUUCCAUAUUUUGAUAGGUGUAAUGAAUUGUCAGGCUUUCAAGGUUAUUUUUACCAAUCCAGUAAAUACUUCAGCUAGUUAACUGGGGACUCAUAAGAGAACUGAACAUAAUAUAUUUUGGGUGAUCAGAAUUACCAUGUCACACCCAUUUGAUUUUCAUAAGAUGUUUUAACAGGUUUGAAUCCUGUCCACACAUUAAAUCUAUGUAAAAGUAUAAACACAACAAUUUUACUGUGUGUGUGUAUAUAAGGAAAUCAGUUAAUUGAAAUAAAUUCAUUAUGCCCUAAUCUAUAGAUUUCACGACUGGGAUUACAGAUAUGCAUCUGUUGGUCAGAUACCUUAAAAAAUUUGACCUCACAAUGGGGCUCAGGAUCUCGUCACACUAUCUCUGUGCAUUCAAAUUGCCAUCAAUAAACUGCAAUUGUGUUCCUUGUCCGUAGCUUAUGCCUGCCCAUAUCAUAACCCCACCGCCAUCAUGGGGCACUCUGUUCACAACACUGACAUCAGGAAACUGCUCGCCCACACGAUGCCAUAUACGUGGUUUACGGUUGCGAGGACGGUUGGAUGUACUGCAAAAUUCUCCAGAAUGACGGAGGUGGCUUAUGGUAGAGAAAUUAACAUUAAAUUCUUUGGUAACAGCUCUGGUGGACAUUGCUGUAGUCAGCAUGCCAAUUGCAUGCUCCCUCAACUUUAGAUCUGUGGCAUUGUGACACAACUGCACAUUUUAGUGGCAUUUUGUCCCCAGCACAAGGUGCACUCGUGUAAUGAUCAUGCUGUUUAAUCAGCUUCUUGAUAUGCUAUACCGGGCAGGUGGAUGGAUUAUCUUGGCAAAGGAAAAAUGCUCACAAACAGGGAUGUAAACAAAUUUGUGCACAACAUUUGAGAGCUUUUUGUGCAUAUGGACAAUUUCUGGGAUCUUUUAUUUCAGCUCAUGAAACGCAUGAUUAACACUUUACAUGUUUAUUUUUGUUCAGUGUAUUUAGGUUUUAAUUAGUGUAACCACAAAGAUAUUUAAGGACCACAGGAUGUUAUUAGUUGGUGACCUAAUUCUCAGACCAAGCCUAUGCCCACCCAUGGUUGCACCCCUUCACAGUCAUGUGAAAUCCAUAGAUUAGGGCCUAAUGAAUUUAUUGUAAGUGACUGAUUUGAACUCAGUAAAAUCUUUGAAAUUGUAUGUUGCGUUUAUUUUUGUAUAGUAUUAUGGCAGAUUGACAUUUGCCUAUGUGGUGUUUAAUUGUAAUAUUCUGAAUUCUAAUCACUCACAUUUAAUUAAAAGAUUGAAAGGGAGAUUUCUAUAUCGCUUUCCUAUAACAUUUGCCUUGAUGUUUAUUUUGGGGUAACGGGACAUUUUACAUUAACGUCAUAUUAAUCUCCAGCACCACCCCAACAAAUGUGAAAACGGCAUGUUUAUGUUUUGAAAAAGUUUACAAUGACAUCAGUGUGCAUCAUGAUUUUAACCAAUAAUGAGUAGGCAUUGCCUAAUAAUUGGAAACACUUAGAGCAAGAUAUCUUUUACUUCAAAACAUAAACACUCCAUUUUCACAUAGGUUGGGGUGGUGCUGGAGAUGUUGAAAAAAAGGGUGAUUCUGUUGGUGGGAAUCAGGGCUGUUUAGGUCCUGCCAGCAAUUACAACUCCUCAGUGCAUCCCUUUUAUGUAUGUAUUUUAGACUUUAAAACAAAAGCCAAUAAACUAAAGUACAACUUU